UCAGGGCAUUGAGAACUUCUGCUUUGCUUGAGCCACUUUUGAUGCACACAUCCGUCUGAGAGCACCGUGGUGUUGCUUGUAUUGAAACAGAUUUAAGACUAAGAAAUCAAUAGUUUUAAGUAAAGCAGCAAUUGUUAUACGUUAGUGUAAAACCUUGAAUUGUCUCGUUUUUCUUUUUUGAGCUCAAAAAGUGUAGGUCGAAGGUCACGAUUACAAGCUGAAACUUAGUCUCAACUGAGUGAAUCCCAGCCCUGGGCACCAAAUUCUUCAGAAGGUUGUUAUCAUGGAUACAGACGAAAUCUCAAAUGGGUAUGAAUCGAUGUGGUGGGGCACCUUGGGGUCCGUCCGCCCCUUUCCCAAUUUUCAUCCAGAGAGGGACGUUUUAGUUCUCCAACAAGCUCUGGAACAGAAAGAUGUGAACACCAUUGUGAGAAUACUGACCAAUCGCAGUAAUGCUCAAAGACAAUCUCUGGUCCGGGCCUACAAGACCUUCUCACAAAAGGAGCUGGAUGCAGGUCUGAAGAAGGUUCUGUCCGGUGAUCUGCAGUCUCUGAUACUGGGUCUCAUGAUGACACCAGAGCAAUUUGAAGCCCAUCGCUUGCGCAAAGCCAUGGAGGGUGUCGGUACAGAUGAAGAAAUCCUUUCGGAGAUUUUGUGUUCAAGGACACCACAGCAGCUCUCUGACAUCACAGCUGCAUACAACCAAGAGUUUAAACGGGAUUUGGAGAAAGACUUGCUCAGUGAAACCAGUGGAGAUUUUUCAAAGCUCAUAAUUGCUUUGUUGAAGAAAGAGAAUGGGCAAGCAGUCGUUGACCAAGACUUAAAAACUUUAUCCGAGGAGCUAAAAAACAAGAAACCUGUGGGUGAGAUUUGGAUCGAUAUACUCACCACAAGAAACCCUGACCACCUUAAAACUGUGCUGAGUAAACUGGAGAUUGAAUUAGAACAGACUGUGGAUGAAGCUUUAGAGGGACAUUUUAAAGGGCUUCUUUUAGGAGAUCUGAGAAAGGGCUUAAAGUCACUAGUACACUGUAUACAGAACAAGCCUAUGUAUUUGGCCCAGCGGAUCCAAAAUAUGAAAGUACCGUUGCUCCAGGGUGUGAUGGUGUCUCACAGUGAGGAAGAUCUGCUGAGCAUUCGAGUGGCGUACCUUCAAGCAACAGGGACGUCACUUUACACUGCCUUACAGAAGCAGUUCAAAGGUGAUCUCCAGCAGGCUUUGUUGGCUAUAUGCCGUGCCGAAGAUUAGGAACACAAACACACAGCAGAUGUGUAAAACACCAGGGGUAUAUAUUACAACUGAUAAACGUCUGUGUACAUACACUGAAAGAACACUUUAUCCACAAAGAGCUGUUAAACGGGAGAUCUGCUUUGGAAAAUAACUAAAUAAAACACAUUACUUGCCAUUUUAAAAUCUUGUUUAUUAUAAAUCCCACCAUUAGUUUCCUAUAAGAGCAUAAAGAGGACGGGAACAGAUAAGAGAUCUCUGAACCACAGUCAAGCUGUUAAACGUGAAUUAGACAAGCGAGUGGUCAUCCAGGAGUGUUCUGAUAUUUUAUUGAGGAGUUGUUUAGAGGAGCGUGUGUAAGAUUUCUUCAAAAAGAUAAAGAGUUGUCAUAAAAGAUACCGAUCGAAGAAUUAUUAACCUUCACUGUAACUGCUGGAUUGUUUGAAUAUUGUUUAUUGUCCCUUAAAUAGCAAUUAUAAUUUUAUGAUUUGGAUGUCCCUAAAAUGUGUGAGAAUCAAAACCACAGGAUGUUUUCUGUUUAAUGAAACUAGAAGUUUGCUUUUUAUCAAAAAUCAUGUAAAAUGCUAUGUAGCUUGUGUGUGUACAGCUACUUUUGUAAAGAAGCUUGUUCGUUUAAUCUUUAUUAAGGGAUAUUAAUUAUAUGGCAGCAAUUACAAUAAAGUUUUCUGGCACAGCUCCUCAUCCCCUUCUCCACCUCCAAUUCCUACUGUAUUAUAUGUGUCUUUAAGCUGUAAAAUUGAUCAAUUGUUAUUAUUUUACUG
Triplophysa dalaica is the source of this 2010-nucleotide messenger RNA. RefSeq names its product annexin A14 (gene anxa14). Gene Ontology annotation, cellular component: cytoplasm. The transcript is spliced from 13 exons. NCBI's taxonomy places the organism in Eukaryota, Metazoa, Chordata, Actinopteri, Cypriniformes, Nemacheilidae. The coding region runs from base 284 to 1249 and encodes 321 amino acids. The record is from RefSeq and is a predicted model, not a curated record. Gene Ontology annotation, molecular function: calcium-dependent phospholipid binding; calcium ion binding.